Phyllopteryx taeniolatus (common seadragon) is the source of this 2521-nucleotide messenger RNA. RefSeq names its product oocyte zinc finger protein XlCOF6.1-like. The record is from RefSeq and is a predicted model, not a curated record. NCBI's taxonomy places the organism in Eukaryota, Metazoa, Chordata, Actinopteri, Syngnathiformes, Syngnathidae. The transcript has 2 exons. The coding region runs from base 876 to 2180 and encodes 434 amino acids.
UCCAUAUGACGAGACAUGGCGGCCAUGUUGGGAAGGUCGACGUUCCCGUAGAAGUCAAAGCACGGACACCGAAACGAUGACGUAACUCAUUGGUCAACCGAUUUUCACGACGUGUUGUUGCUGUUUUGUCAGCGCCAAAAAGCGUAUGCUAUCAAUCAAAAGAGAAGCAAUGUAUUUUUCGUGACUUUUGAGAGGGACUCCCAGUUUUCCCUUGUCGUAAUUGUACUUUGUUUUACGUCUUCCUCGGUCUUUGACCUCCUUCAGUUUAGCCACAGAUUGCUGCAUCUGUGGCGUCUGGCACAUUUUGUGGCCGGGCCGCGAAAGUGACGUCAUUCCGCGAGCUCGGAGGAGGCAGCUCUCGCGGUUGCGUCUCCCCCAUUCGGCCAGCCGCCGCCGCCGCCGAUGUCGUUUCUCCUUCCACGGCAUCGUAUUUGGUUCGAAACGGCUUGUUUUGGCUACUGGUCAAUACGCAUUAUGUUCAUAUAACUUAUUACUUUGGUGUAUCGAUUGUAUAUUGUAUACAUCGAAAACAAUGAGGCAAUAGCAGAAAGUGACCGAUAGGAGGCAGCAAUGUAGCAACAGCGACUUAUUUACUGCAGGCGAACCAACGAAGAAGCCCGACAUUAGCAUCGCGCCGCUAACUAUGCGACUGUAAACGUAGAGUCGCUGCGUACGUGAUUGCGACUAAUUCGGAUACUUUUAUGCAUUCGUCGAACAUUGAGCGGAAACGUGUCGGUUUAUUUCAAUUCCGUCUCGCCGCGCUUCGAAACUUCUGCGCUUAGCUUAGCUUGUUAGCGGCCAACAAAGACGCGCGGAAGUUAGCGACACACGCUAACGCUUGUGAUUAGUUUUGUUGUUGUUGUUGUUUGGCGAAAAUGUGCAAAGUGAAAAUGCUGCGAGCUGUGGUGGACCAGCGGCUGGGCGCGGCCGUGGAGGAAAUCUUCGCGCUGGUGGAGAGAACCAUAAGAGAGUACGACGAGGAACUUUCCAGAAGCAAGCAGGAGAACCGGCGGCAGCGUCAAGUCCUCGACGCCCUUCUGAAAGCUGGCACGGACUCGCACGCGCCAGACGUCCAUCGAGAAGCUCUCCCCGAGCGGCGGCGGCGGCAGCAUGAGCGGAGCUCUGGGGCGGAGGAGUAUGAGGAGCCCGAGGAACCCGAGGAGCCAGAGGAGCCAGAGGAGCCCGAGGAGCCCGAGGAGCCCGAGGAGCCAGAGCCCGCCCUGGUGAAAGAGGAAACCCCCCGGAUUGACGACGAGGACCAGACGGAGCAGUUUGAAGGAUCGCAUCAGGACGAGGCCGACGCGGACGUGGACGCGAGUGAACUUCCAGUGGCGCUUGUCAUCGUGAAGAGCGAAGAAGAGGAAGCAGCAGAAGCCGACGGCAAGGAGGAAGAAACCAAAGGUGACGACAAACUCUUCCAAUGUUCUCAAUGCCAAAAAAGCUUUUCCCACCGGAAGAACUUGAAAAGACACACGAGAUGUCACACAGGAGAGAAACUCAUCAGCUGCUCGUUUUGCGGCGAGAGGUUCUCGCAGCGGGAACAUUUGCUCGAACACGGCCGAAUCCACGGCGGGGACAAACCCUUUUCCUGCUCGGUGUGCGACAUGACCUUCCGCUUUCACUCCACCUUUGUCAACCACAUGCGGACGCACACGGGCGAGAAACCGUUCAGCUGCCAGGUGUGCCACAUGAGCUUCGGCGUCCACUCGUCGCUGCUGAGGCACGCGCGCACGCACUCGGGCGAGAAACCCUUCGCCUGCUCAUUUUGUGACAAAAAGUUCCCCAGAAAGACAAGUUUGAAAGAGCACACCAGGAUCCACACUGGAGAGAAACCUUUCUCCUGCUCCGCGUGCGACAUGACGUUCCGGUUUCAUUCCAAGCUGGUGAACCACAUGCGGACGCACACGGGCGAGAGGCCGUUCGCCUGCUCCGUGUGCGGCAAAACCUUCGCUCAGAAGGAGCAUCUCAGGAUCCACAUGGUCACGCACACGGGAGAAAAAGCCUUCGGCUGCUCCGUGUGCCGUCAGAGAUUCUCGGCCAAGAGCAGCUUGGUGACGCACACGAGGACGCACACGGGCGAGAAGCCCUUCGGCUGUCAGCUGUGCCGGAGACAAUUUGCGUACAAGUACCAGCUGGACAAACACGCGUGUGCUUCUGGCGAGAGCAGCGGCGCUGUUUAGAUGGGACUUUUUGUCAUAUGUAACAUGCUUCGGGCGCGAUCGACAAAAAGUGACACCCCCCCCCCCCCCCCCCUUUCAUGAGGACACAAUAUUGGUUUCUGUGACAAUGGAAGAAGGACACCUACUAAACGAACGAGGAGCCUCUUUCCCAUCUGUCGUCGGCGGGAAAAUGUUGGUUUCUUGCUUUUUCCGUUUUUUAGUAACCAGCAAUAGAACAAGGAUCCGCUUUCACCCGAAAACACCUGCUUCUGACUGGAAAGCAGAGAAAAAGAAACAGUGACUUGGAUGCAAAUCUUUUUUGCUGUUGUGACACCUGACAUGAUAAAAGCACACAAACAAGA